This is a messenger RNA of Klebsormidium nitens, 1057 nucleotides long. The record is from the annotation of a GenBank genome assembly. NCBI's taxonomy places the organism in Eukaryota, Viridiplantae, Streptophyta, Klebsormidiophyceae, Klebsormidiales, Klebsormidiaceae.
GGCUUCAGGCUUCAUAGCAGCCUCCACACGCUGCGAAAAAGCUCAAGAACUUGAAGUUGGAGGCCGUUGGGGCUGGCAUUCGCAUGAUGUCUUGCUCAUCUGCGCUCUGAGAAGCUUGAAAGCUGCUACUGGAGCACCGGGAGUACUUUCCUGACGUCAAUUGAAAGGACAUGUCUCCACGAGAAUCAAAGCCCUCGCGCUCGAGCAGGGGCAAAGAUGAGCGGGAUGGAAAGAAAAAGAAACGGCACCGCUCACGAAAAGAAGAAUCGAGUAGCUCAACAAGUGACAGCUCCAGCGGAAGUGAUAGGGAGAGUUUAGGUACUCGACGCUCUGAAAAGCGCAGGCGGCGAGCACACUCCUCAAGCAGCUUCUCAGACUCUGAGUCUGACUCAGAUUCUGAAACGAGAAGAGGGCAUCACAAGAAGUCAAAGAUGGGAUUCACUGCAGGAGAAAAGAAGCGGAAGGUAAAAUCGUUCAGAGAUGAGGACAGCCCUGAGAGAAAGAGAAAGAGCUCUAAUUCAAAGAAGCGCAAGAAGGACAAGGAGGAGAAGCGAGCUAAGAAGCGCAGACACAAGGACAAGGACAAAGACAAGGACGCGGGGCCUGUGCAGCUCUCCAAGUUCCUUGGCCGGGAGGAUGAUGUGCGGCGGAGUGCCAUCUCCGGAAAGAAGAUCCAUCUUCACGUUGAGAAGAGCAAGGAAGAUGCAAUUGCUGAACAGAAGAGGAAAGAUUUACUUAAGUUCCUGAACGAGAGUUACGAGUGACAACCACUUACUGAGUCAAAACACCAACCUGAGGGAAGGUUUACGAGGUCAAACCGAGGCGGGUUGAUAGGAUUGAGCCAGCCAAGGACGGCUCUGCAACCAGUGCGAGGCAGGAGUGUAAGGUAGUUCUUCUCUGUCAAGGUAGUUGGUUUGAAGCCUACUUGGUGUUUCUCAGUUGCCAAACCCGAAAUCCGUUCGAUCAUCCGGCGGUUAGCAUUGGCCUGAGGCGCUCAUGCAAUGCUAAACGUUCAUAAAUUGUACUGUCCGGUGUGUUAUGUAUGCACGACUCAUAG